AUGGAUGCAGAUUCUAGACAUUUUCGGGAGAACAUACGAUUCUUCAACGGGCAUUUUGCCUUCACAACCCUUGGCGUCAGCCUUGAUGAAAACUACACAAACAUGAAGUCUGGGGUGUACACAUUCCGGGCACACGGCACCAUCUACCACAAUGUGCAUUCGUUCGGGCCUAGCUCCCGUCCUGAACAUCUGCAGUUGUACUUCUAUGAUGACGACCCAAAUCUUAAUCAUCGUAAGGCGGCGACCAAUCAAUUAGACCAGGAUGUCGUGAAGAUGUUAGUAGACAUACUCAAAGAAAACCCAUACUCCCAGCAAUUUAGGAGUUUGGGUGCACACAAGGACAACCUCGAUGAUUAUAGGAUAGACCUAAACACCGAUAAGAGGCUUGACCAAAGAAGAUAUAAUAGACCGCUGUCAACUGAGGUUGCUGCAAUUUGGGUUGAGGGCAGUGACCUAGCCAAAAGGUUUGACAGGAGGAUAACGCUUUGUGGUAACAACAACAAAAGGCACAAGGGGAAUAGCAGGUUAUGCGUCUCCGUUAGAGACUACUACUGUUACAUGCUGCAAACAUGGCCUGCGAUCUUCAAUCCCAUACUCUGUGGAGCACGCCUGCUGCAGCAAUGGGCGGUCGACAUGUACAUCAAGAUUGAGAGUUGUCGGUUGAGGUGGUACAGGAAGAACCAGACGCAGAUUCGUGCCGACUUGUAUAAAGGAGUUGUUGAUGCGAUCACAUCGGGGGAGACGAGAGCAAGCGCUGUUGGCACCCGAAUAGUUCUCCCUGGAACAUACCCUGUUGGCGACCGCGACAUGAAGAAGAGGCAUAUGGAUGCCAUGGCAAUUGUCCAUACAUACGGGAAGCCUGACAUCUUCUUGACCAUGACUUGCAACCCUAAAUGGGAAGAGAUAACAAAUGAGUUGCUUCCUGGUCAGACGACGCAAGACCGACCUGAUAUUGUGGCUCGCGUGUUCUACGGCAAACUAGAGGCUAUGAAAUACAUGUUGUUCAAGAAGCAUAUCCUGGGUGUUGUGGUCGCUUACGUUUACGUAGUCGAGUUCCAGAAGAGGGGCCUCCCCCAUGCACAUUUUCUGUUGAUCAUGGAUUCAACAUAUAAGCUUGUCGUCCCGGAGCAGUAUGACCGACUAAUUUCUGCAGAGCUCCCAAACAAGCAGAAGUAUCCGGAAUUGCAUGCAUUGGUGAAUGUUUGCAUGCAAGAUAACGAAUGCAAGUGCAAAUACCCGCGCCCGUUCAAUGAGAACACAGCACAAGGCAAGGACUCAUACCCAGUUUAUCGGCGUAGAGACGAUGGAAGCUGUGCUAAGGUCCGAGGGAAAAUGUUGGACAACAGAUGGGUUGUGCCUUAUAACCCUUACCUUCUGCGGAUGUUCAAUUGCCACAUCAACGUUGAGGUCUGCUCUAGCAUAAAGGCCGUCAAAUAUCUUUACAAGUACAUUUACAAGGGCCAUGAUAAGGCUUCUUUCAGCAUCGACCAGCCCGAUGCCGAUGGUAACAUCGAUGAGAUCAAGAGAUACGUUGACGCAAGGUGGGUCACCCCUCCGGAGGCUAUGUGGAGGAUAUUUGGCUUCCCACUUUGCGCCAAUUACCCGCCUGUCUUGCAGUUGCCUCUUCAUCUCCCAAAUAUGCACAGGGUUGCAUUCAAUGCGCAGGCUGACUUGAAAAAUGUUGUCGCCUCCGAAAAUGCUUCAAAAUCCAUGUUAACAGAGUAUUUCAAGGCUAACCAGGAACACCCUUGGGCUAGGCAUAUAUUGUACAAGGAUUUUCCCGGAAGCUUCACGUGGCAGAAGAAAAAGAAGUUUUGGAAGCCUAGGGUCGAGCGUUUUCAAAUAGGUCGCAUCGUGUCUGCCAAUCCUGCCGAGGGGGAGCGAUACUACCUGCGUGUGUUGCUAAACCAUGUUACGGGCAAAACAUCCUUCGACGACUUGCUCACCGUGGACGGCGUGCUAUGUGGGAGCUUUAGAGAUGCUGCUGAAAGGUUGGGACUCAUCGAGGCAGACAACACGCUCGACGACUGUCUUACUGAGGCUGAGCAGUGGGCGAUGCCAUGUUCUCUUAGGAGGCUCUUCGCAACCAUCUUGGUGCACUGCGAGCCAGGCGACGUGCGCGGUUUAUGGGAUAGGCACCUCGAGCCUAUGUCAGAUGACUAUCGUCGAACACGCACGUCCCCGAACGAGGUGGAGCAGAUGGUGUUGCUUGACAUUAGGGGUAUGUUGCAGUCCAUGGGUAAAGACAUUGUUGAUUUCGCUCUGCCAAGCAUCGAUGAUGCGUUUGACCCAACCGAGGGCGAGGCAAGAGAGGUCAUCGAGGAAUCAACCGUUGAGUUUGACAUGGAUGACACUAAAUUGGCAUCUUCCCUGAACUUGGAGCAGAGGGCCGCAUACGACGAGAUACUAGCGGCUGUUGAACGUGGUGAUGGGGGUGUAUUCUUUGUUGAUGGCCCUGGAGGUACAGGAAAGACCUUCCUAUACAGGGCGAUGCUUGCCAAGGUGAGGAGCGUUGGCAAGAUUGGUAUCGCUACCGCGACGUCGGGCGUCGCCGCUUCUAUCAUGCCUGGCGGCAGGACUGCCCACUCGAGGUUCAAGAUCCCAUUGAGUUGCGAUGAUGGAGCCUCGUGCAGCUUCACCAAGCAGAGUGGGACCGCGAAGCUGCUAAGGAUGGCCUCAUUGAUAAUAUGGGACGAGGCCAGCAUGACGAAGCGACAAGCGGUCGAGGCAUUGGACAAUAGCAUGCGCGACAUUAUGGGAAUACGCGACCGACCCUUUGGAGGAAAGACUGUUGUUUUUGGUGGGGACUUUAGGCAGGUGCUUCCGCGGUCGUCAGAAGGGGGUCGCGGGGCCAGAUAA
This is a messenger RNA of Aegilops tauschii subsp. strangulata, 2859 nucleotides long. The record is from RefSeq and is a predicted model, not a curated record. Lineage: Eukaryota; Viridiplantae; Streptophyta; Magnoliopsida; Poales; Poaceae.